AUGUCGACAUUCACGACAACCACUUCCUCCUCGGGGCCAUCCACUGCCCCGGAGCCGACGACGAUGUCAGCGACCCCAUCAGCGACAUCGUUCAUCGCCCUGACAACCCCAUUCGUGCCGCCGCCCUCAUGCGGCGACAUAUGGACCACCACCACCAGCGUCACCGCGGGCACCUCGGGCGGCGACGCGGCCAGAACCGUGAUAAUGGUCAUGUCGAACACGGCGGACCCGCGCUUCGCGGCGUGCCAACCGCCGGGCUGGGACGCCGUCCCCACCGAGAGCCGCUUCAUCUUCAGCCCGGCCGUGUGCCCGAGCGACUGGACCGCCUACGCGUUCAGCACUCGCUCUCUCUGGGAGGCGUGGCCGCUACGCUCCUCCGACUCGACCACGUUCACCAGCACGCUCCACAGCUACACCGUCGCACACUGCUGCGCCCGCAGCUUCACACUCAGCAACUCAUACAAAUUCACGCGCGACAUGUUCGGGUCGGUGGGCGUCGCCGCGUCCACCUGCUUUCAGGACAUCCAGGCCACGCCGGGCGCGGUUCGCGCCCACCACGCCUGGCAGAUCAAGUGGGCCGAGUCCGACGUCAAGUCGCUGUCGCCGCCGCCGCCGGCCCUGACCUGCCGCGACCACAAGCUGGCGACCUGGGUGCCCGGGUCCACGGACCACGUCUGCAACCCCGAACCGAACCGCGACUCGCACAACUUGGGCAAUCUCAUAUACUUGGUCACUAUCCUCCCGAUUGUCGUCUUUAUCUCGACGCUGACCUGCUGCUUCUUCUGCUUCCGCCGCCGACGGAAGCAACGCCGCCACGCCGCCGAGCGAACGGAGCAGGCCAAGCAGGACAAGGCCCAGCCCGCACCGGCGGUUUGA
Molecule: messenger RNA, 876 nt
Organism: Gaeumannomyces tritici R3-111a-1
Lineage: Eukaryota; Fungi; Ascomycota; Sordariomycetes; Magnaporthales; Magnaporthaceae
Exons: 1
Coding region: 1-876 (291 amino acids)
Source: RefSeq, a predicted model, not a curated record